Leptidea sinapis is the source of this 8903-nucleotide messenger RNA. Its product is annotated as UHRF1-binding protein 1-like. NCBI's taxonomy places the organism in Eukaryota, Metazoa, Arthropoda, Insecta, Lepidoptera, Pieridae. The coding region runs from base 120 to 3872 and encodes 1250 amino acids. The transcript is spliced from 28 exons. The record is from RefSeq and is a predicted model, not a curated record.
UAUAGUAAAAUAUGUAUUUGUCGAUUGGCGACUAAUCUUUGCUUAAAAUGAACAAAAGAAUCUAAAUUCAUAAUCAAAACAUUGUUUCUUUUUAGUUUUGUAAUGGAAUAAUCAUCAAAAUGGUCACGAUUAUCAAAAAUCAACUGCUAAAACAUCUUUCCAGGUUCACAAAAAAUCUCUCUCCCGAACAAAUAUCCCUCUCGGCACUUCGAGGUUCUGGUGAGCUGCAUGACCUCACUUUGGAAGAAGAUCUCUUAACAGAUCUUUUGGAGCUGCCUGGCUGGGUGCGAUUGACCGCAGCGAAAUGCAAUCGUGCCUCAUUUAGAAUACAAUGGACAAAAUUGAAGACUGUACCUAUAGUAUUGAAUUUGGACGAAGUGCACAUCGCUCUGGAAGUAUGCGAGGAGCCACGUGUCAUGAACCCAGGCGCGGCAGCAGGGGCCAUACCUGUGCCGGGAAAAUAUAGCUACAUACAUAAGGUGAUAGACGGUAUAUCGGUGUCUGUGAACCAUGUGCAAGUGGAUUUCAACUGUGAUUCUUUUACAAGUACUGUGCAGAUAUCUCGAGUUACCGUGGAGUCCCGUACACCAGACGGCAGGAAGGGAGAUCUAAGACUGACUAGAAUCAAAUCUCCGGAUACCGGACAACUGCUUAUAUUUAAGGAAUUAGAGUGGCAAAGUGCUAGGAUUGAGGCGAAGGCCCACGGAGUCGCCGCGGCCAAUUUACCGCCGCUGAGACUGCUCCUGGGAAAUACUCUCUGUAGAAUCGUGAUUAAGAAGAGACUAUCAGAUUGUGCAGUGCUGGGUUCUCGCUUAGUGAUCCGUCCAGAGCCUUUAGCGUGGGUGCUCACUGACGGACAGCUGCGAGCUGCUCUCGCGUGUGCGGCCGCCCUAUCGUCCCCCGUACAACGUGCUACCAGACUGGCCACUCGGAGCAAAGCAGCUAGAAAGAUAGCAGAACCGGAGCAGCCGCCCCCGCCCCGGUCGAGCACGAACGAACGCGAUAUCCUCGCGCGAAUGUUCGCGAAACAUGACGUGCGGGAAACAUCCUACCACCUCCUCGCACCGAGGAUUGACCUGCAUCUAUGCGACGAUCCUGGCCUGGGCAGAUCGGAGAUGCCUCAGCUAUCGAACGGAGGUGCCUUGCAGGUGACCCUGGUCAGCAUGCAGGCAGACCUGUUCCCAUACCAUAAGGCGACUGAUGAUAGAAAACAUUGGAGGGGAUACAGGGAGACGGCAACAUCACACAGUCAAUGGCUGUCGCAGGAUCUCAACACAUUCCGGGAUUCACUGCUCGAGAUGUUAGACCCUCGACCGCUGGCGUCAGCCACCAAGGUAAACAAUAAUGAGAAAAGUGAAGAGACAAUAUCGAAUGGUGCGAGCGAGAAGGCGAAAAUGCGCGAGCCUGGAACUGCUCACAGUCAUACACACGCCCCGUCCAACCAAACUACCUCACAAGCAUCUCCCACAAGAACCAAAAUUCUGCAGCAGCUAGGAAAGUUGAUGACGACUUGUUUUGUAUUGAGGAUAGACGACAUCUCUGUUUAUAAGGUGUCUACUGGGUCGAAAGCUCGGGAUUCGGGUCGUGCGUUGGUGAGUGCUGAGAAGGCGACACUCCCGGGGGACGCCGGCUUACUUCACGCCGAACUGACGUACUUCUACUAUCCGGGGGAUGUUUGCUUUCCAGUGCCGUCGCCGAAGCUGUACGUACAGCUGAGCCCCGUGCGCGUGAACGUAGACGUGCCCAGUGUCGUGUGGCUUGCGGCGUUUCUCCCGCACGUCGCGCAAGCCGCGUCCGAGACGCAGGACAACGAAACGCCCAGCUACGUCGACGUGCGGGCUGAACUUAUAAUGCCAAAGAUAGUGCUAGAAGCGGGCGUCGAACACGUUUCCCAACAGCGGGACCGUCCGAAAGAGUUGCACGUGUGUACGGCGCGUGCGUCACUCACCAACGUGCGCGAGUCACCGAGAGCGAAUACAGGCGGUGGCACCCGGGCGGACCUCGCGGCGAUAAUAUCGUGCCUGCGGCGGCUCAGUGGUUCGAGAAGCAAGUUUCCAAACUCGCCGGACGACAUUGACCCAAUACAUGAUGUGUUCGUAAAACACGCUGACGGUUUGGAUGACAUCGAGCGCGGUAAGGCGGUAACGGCAGAGACAUUGUGGCGGGAGAACCGAGGCGUUUGGUGCGCGCGCGCAGAGCCGCUGUGGGUUGACUUUGUGGGUGCGCGGGCCACCAACUACAAGCCGUCUCCGCUGCUCGAUGCCACACCAUUCACUGCUUGGAUAUGCUUCGAGGAAGGCUUCGACAAGAUCUGGGUGCUGGGUCGUGCUUGCGGGCUGGCUGGUCUGCAGGUGAACCACUAUCAGCUUCUGUUUCUGCUGCGGCAGUUGGAGCGUCUGUCAGAGCUGGCCGCGUGGCUCGGUCACCAGGCGAGCAGACUUCAGGACGAUAGCGGAUCGCUUGUUGUAGCGAUGGUGGUGCCAUCAGUUGAGAUGACGAUAGUUCUUCCGUCAACUUGUCCAGGUCAGGAGUCUAUCAGAGACCUUGAUAGUGUUCCACUUGAUUCCUCCAGUUUGCAGGAUUUGAAAAUGGGCUCGGAGUCUACCAUGGCGCCUUCCACGCUCGAGAGGGAGCCCUACCAGCCCUCACCCGCAAUGAACAUCGAGGUGUUCAACGCGCCCGUGGCUGACGAAGUACCAGUCAGUCCAGGGUUAGGCUUUGCUGGUUUUUCAUCGAUGCGCCGUGGUCUGACGUCACUAGUUACGUCGAUAGAUAGCGCGUUGACGCGGGACGAUACGCGAAGUGACGCCGCGUCUACCGCCAGCUCGGACAGCGAGCGGUACGUGGUCGUCGGUCUCGCUGCCGAGUCGCCCGACGACGCGGACGUCGCGUUCAGAGAGUUCGAGCUGGGUCGUCCGGUGAAUAGCGGAGUGGAGAUGGCUGCCGAGGUAGUGGAGCGUUCAUCAUCACCCAGCGAGCAUUCCAUCACCAGCUCCUGUAAACGACGAGAUGUGAUAUCUACUUGCACCUUCCGGCUGAACAAUAUAUAUUUGGUGCAGCAAAGUGUGCCAGGCUCCUCUCGACUCAAGCUGACCGCCGAGAAGCUCGACUGCGAGGAAUGCCCUUCCAUACCAUGGGAUGAGUUCCAGAAUAAAUUCUCGAUGCGUGCACGAGCUUGGAACGAGCCGACGCUCGAAGGUGAAGAGGUGUCCCCAAGGGAGUUACCGCGGGUGGCGGUUAGGCUUGCAAGGACGGAGUUACCAAGGAAUUUAAAUGAUAAGGGUGAACCUUACGGCUUGGCGCCCUUCGAAGAGUUGCUAGAAGCCCUAAUUAGAGACCUUAACCUUGCUCUGAACAUGAGUACUGCGCUGGCAUUGGCAGAGUUUAUUGAAGACGAAGUAAUUGCGCCGCCCAUGCCGUUAGAAGCAUUGAUAGAAAACCUGAAGCUACAUUUAAUAGAAGAUAGACCAACGCGGUCCAUAUCGGCGCCUCCCCCUCAACCGUUAGACCUAGAUCUUUCCACGCUGCGACUCACAAGGGACUCCAAGGGUAUCGUACAUUUGGGACCACCACCGGUUGUCUCCACCGAUGUUAUAGACAAAGCUGUGGAUAAACAUGAACUAGAUGAAGCUAGGGAGGAAGCGGAUAGACUUAAACGAGAGAAUGAAGAGUUGAGGAAGAGACUGACAACACUUUCUAUAGUUGCUGAGGAGAAUAGAGAGCUUAGGGCCAUGGCGGAAGAAACGUGCUCGUUGCGUGAGUGCGUGCUUGCGGCGCAGCGGGAGGCGGCCGCACUGCUCGCAGACAAGCGCCACCUGCUGGACACCAUACGACACAUGCAGGAACAAAUGUCUGCUCGUGGAAAGAGGUAGCGAUCGCCUUGCUCUCUGGACUGCACGUCAUGUUGCCGUCACGGGAAAGAUUAAUUGAUCUAACGGGAACGAAAUGUUAGUGAUGUGGGGGAGACUCGGUGAUGAGUGAUGACUGCUGUGGUUAAAGUGAUAGAGUGCUAAUUCCUUAGUCCAUAAGACGCGAGGCUGCGAUAAGUGUAUUCAUAGCUUAAUGUUUUAUAUUCAAUAUUGUCAUGUUAUGGCCCAAAUAUGUAGCCUUUAAUAUAGCGUGAACUCGUCAUAAUAUUCAAACCGUUAUUUGUUUCGGACAUGUGCAAUAAUAGCAAGAAAAUAUUUUUUAUAGAAUUUUAGGAAAUUUCUUUUUUUUUGUUAAUUUUGCUGCAUUUGUUUUAAAUGUUCAGGAUUUGAAACUUGUGAAUGUGAUAGGAAUAUGCUUAAUCGAAUCUGAAAUAAUUUAUUGAUAUUUUCAUUAAAUCUGUUAAUCAUUUAAAACAAUUUUACUCAUACAUAUUAUAUGUUUAGUGUUGUUUUUUUAUUUUUUUUAUUAAUAUUAUAGUUUUGUACUCAUGGUGCUUGAUAAACUAUUGACAGUGAAAUGGAACUGAAAUGAUUAUUAUUUUAUUGCAUUCUCGACCCAAAACUGGAGCAGCUGAGUGCAAUUUUACUGAGAAUGACUGUUAAUUUAAUACUGAUAUUGUAAAUCUACUAUUAUAUAGAUAAUUAGCUGACCCAGCAAACGUUGUAUUGCCGAUAUUAAAAUCGCGAUACAAAAGUAACUGUUGAUCGUAGAUGGGUGAAAAUUUGAAGUUGUAUGUAUUUUUUAAUGCUGACUUAUAAUCAAACAAAUUUAAAAAAAUGUCAAAAAAAUUUAAAAAAAAAAUUGUGUGGACCACCCUUAUCAUUUUGGGGGAUGAAAAAUAGAUGUUAUCCGAUUCUCAGACCUACACAAUAUUCAAUUAAAAAUUUCAUGAGAAUCGGUCAAGCCGUUUCGGAGGAGUUCAAUGUUUAACACCAUGACACGAGAAUUUUAUAUAUUAGAUAUACUGCUGGUAUAGUAAACAGUCGGUUUGGAACUGUUACUAAAAGCAAUUAUAUUAAUUUAGAUAAUUUAUACGUCUAGAUAGCUCUUGCUGCUAGACAGCCGAUGAAAACAGGCCAGGUUUUUUAUUUUAGUGUGCGUUACAAGCUACGUCGUACACUCGCGAUUUGUUAUUUAUUCAGUAAUUCGUAGAUUGUCAUGCACACUAACGUAAUAAACCUGGCUUAUUGUCAUGCGAUGCCUAACUGCAAGAGGCUCCAUCUAAACGUAUAAAUCAUCUAAGUGUCCAUAGUAAUAUUUUUAUUUACAAUACAGCGUUAGUUCUGUUUCGCUUCAUUACUUUCAGACUGAGUGUUAAUAUUUUAUUAAAACUCGUUUUACAUAACAUUCAUAAUUAUAUCACAUAAAACUUACCAAAUAAUCGUAUGUGCCAAUUAUUGCAUGUAAUGUAUUUCAUUUUUUUUUAUAAGUAAUUUAUAAAGUACUUAAGAGGUAAGUGUGCUGAUAUCAAUAAAAAAUGGUCUUGGUCAUAUUGGACAUUAUAAGAUGGAAUUGAUGUAACAGGAAUGAAAUAUUGAUAUUGUAGAAACUUAUUUUUAGUAUAGCCACUAUUUUAAUGUAGAAUGUAUAUAUAGCACUAUCAUUUUAAAGAAUUUCUUUUUUUUUUAAACUUCUGGGAUAAGUUACACAAAUUAAACUGUUCUAAUAUACAAUUAUUGGGGUUGAGCAGGUUAUCAACUGUAAUGUAGAUCCUGUAGAUGAAGCCACAACCUGAGAGUUGAACAGGAUUUAUGAACCUAACGUACUCGAACGAGUUUGUUUCAAAUUUAAUUUAUGGUACUAUCAUUUUUUUUAAUCUAAACUGAAAUAAAACUAAACGCAACGCAUUCGUUAUGUUUGUUCUUUAUUUAUAUGUGACUGUUUAUUAAUAUGAGCACUGUAAUGUGCCUUGUAUCGUCAGUUAAACAAAAAUUGCUCAACUAAAAGAUGUUUGGUUUGGAAUGAAACUCUUUUUGGUCGGUAUUUGAUGAUGUUGAUCGUAUGGGAACACUUUUAAACCAUUAGCUGUAAGCUUAUUUCUAACUCCUAAAGCACGACCAAAUGUCUCCCAGUCACUUCAUUUUAGCUAUUAGAAUUACUAGAAGUCCUCCACUAUGUAUGUAUAUAUUAAUUUGAAAAGAUAGAACUGCGAUCUAAACAAAUACCAUGAUUUCAAGUAGGCAACAGCGUGCACAGAUAAUUCCACCUUCGCACGACACGCUACAAUUUAGGAUAUCAUCCCCACCAUCUGGUUGUGUGGCGGUCCUCCACAGUGCGGUUUUCAAGGAGCUUUCUUCCGCGUACUACAAAGCUGUGGAAUGAACUUCCUUGUGCGGUGUUUCCGGGACGAUACGACAUGGGUACCUUCAAAAAAAGCGCGUACACCUUCCUUAAAGGCCGGCAACGCUCUUGUGAUUCCUCUGGUGUUGCAGGAGAGUGUGGGCGGCGGUGAUCACUUAAAAACAGGUGACCCGUACGCUCGUUUUUUUUAUUCCAUUAAAAAAAUAUAAUUGUGAUAAACGGAACGAUAAUAUUAUUACUCAUUGUUGCUACUGUCAAUGUCAAAUGUCAAACAUUUACUGUGUUAUUAAAUUACCAAAAGAGCUUAGAUAAUUUAUAAGUCUAUAGAGUAUCUUGCUGUCAGACAACCGAUGAAAAAAGACCCGGAAUAUAAGUUUAGUGUGCGUGACAAGCUACGUCUUACACUCGCGAUUUGUAUGACACUUUAUGUCAGUGUGCGUGAAUUGUUCAAAAUAGAAGUUCUAAGGUCGAGUUUUUUCGAAGUUUUCACAGCUGGCGUAUAAAUGAUCUAAGAAAAGGUUAAACGUGUUUAAAAAUAGUCCUAUUACAAAUCUGUGUCCUUCCGUUGCUUAGGGUUCAACAAUCCUUAGACAUUCCAUUAAACAAGAGUUGAAACUUGUCUAUGGUGUGUCUAACGGAUAGGUCGUAAAGGAAGAUUUAGAUUAUAUGUUGACAGAUAGAUGGCAGCUGUCAAAAAUUGCGUUUCGUUCCUUUAAUUAUUAUUCCUGUACACCUCAGUUUAUGUUGUGCUUAACGACUAUUUAGUUAAACACAAGCUAAACACUGUUUUGUAAUAGAAAAAGAUAAACUCCAUUUUUGACAUCGUUAGUGUUACAUGUCACAACUGACAUUGUUAUAGUUAGAUCACUGUCUAACAAAACACGUGUCUAAGCCAUGUUUAGUUUUAUUUUUGUAAUUACUCAAGAGUAAAAAUUGUCGCCGAAGAAUUCAGAAGAUUCCAGUUUGAUUAAAAUAAUCUCUAGUUGAUUAUAUAUCUAGACUAUGACAAGGGUGGAAACGUCGAAAAAAAUUGUGUUUAGAACUAACCACUAUUUAGAGGUCUACUAUAUAGACAUAUUAAUUAAAUAAGCUAUAUAUAUAUAUAAAGCGUGUUCGAUAUUGCAACUGCCACUUGUAUCUAGAAGAAGUAAAUUUAAAGUUAGCUUAUAUUAUAAAUGUGACAUUUUGUGCCUAUGACGUAUAUAUAAUAAUCGCUUUGUGAACGUUGUAAUGUAUUCAUAUCGUAAUAUUAAGUGGUUUUACUGUAUAUAAUACAAAAUUGGUUAUUUCUACGCCUACAAAUGUAAGUAAUUUCAUGUACUUAAUAUUUGUGGGUAGUUGUAAAAAUCAGAUUUAGAAUUAUUUUCUUAUGUUGUAACUUUUCUGAUCAAGUUUCAUUUGAUCGACUUAAUAUGUGUUUUUAAUGUAAAAUUUAUGCUUAUAUUUAUAUUUGUAAUCGGGUUAAAAAUAUACGCUUUGCUAUCUUUUAUAUUACAAUGAUAUGUAGGGACUAAUUUAUUCAUAAUAAUAUAUUAUAUAUAACUUAAAAGCUUAAAUUUUUCUAGCAGAUAUCUAUAAAGAUGAAAUGACGUUCCUUCCUAUAGUGAAAAUUUAUCAUAACCUCACCCUUUUCACGUCAAAAACUUUGAUGCGUUCUAAAACAUUUUAAGCGUUAACAAGUACCCUGGCAUACAGUAUAUAGUUGAAUAAUUAUUAAUUUUUAUUUUUAAUAUAAUAUAAAAUAGAUAAAAUAUAGGUAAAUCAUAUCUUGUUCCACUAAAGACAGACGCUAAAUUUUGUAGUCACAUGAUCACAUCGCGAAGGAAUUUUAAUUUAAUAAUAUGUAGUAUGUUGAAGUAUGCUCGCAUAACCUAGAUAAUAACUAAAUUAAAUGCAAUAAAAUGGCGGCGAAUAUAUUUAUUUUUAUUUUAGAAUGACGAGACGAGCAGGACGUUAGCUGCCUCUCAGGAUUCUUGAAAAAUCCAAAAAUUCUGACCGGCGCUACAAUUGCGCUUGUCGUCGUAGUAAGUCUCAUUUGCCCAGUAAUUUCACUAGAUACAGCGCCCUUCACACUGAAACACGAUAAUGUUUACACAUUACUGCUUCAAGGCAGAAAAAGGCGCCGUUGUGGUACACAUAAUUUGGUUGGCAUCCUGUGCUAAGCCCACUGGUGUGUGAAAGAAAAUGUAUAUUAGAUCUUAAAAGAUCUUAUUGUUUCUUACAUCAAGUCAUAUCAGCAGACAUGUGUUUUGUUUUUGAUAGCAUACUUCUCGGCUAUUACGCCAUGGUCGGACUUGGCCGGAACAAUGGAAGGUCCGGUGGGCGCCUCGCAUCAAUUGGUCCGGUGUCGUACUCGGUACCAUCCCGACGGUAAUAAUAAUAAUUUACAUCGAAUACCAGAUCGCAUCCGAUUGUUCGUCCGUACUAAAUCCGAACGUGUGUUUAGGCUAUAAGAGCUACCUACCGCUAGUCAUGUUGUAUGAAGAUAUUUAGUAGCUACAUCCUAUAUGAAUAUUCUAAGUUAAGAAUAAUGUUAAGUGUUUUAUAUGAUAGCCUCUUUGGUGUUGUUCAAUGGUUGUUUUCAUUUGUAUCUAAACUUUUUUACAUAUAAUAUUGUUGCAAUAUCAAAGUCCAGUAAAUAAGCAAUUGUUAAAUACAAUUACGUAAUGUUU